AGUCUACGCCUCGUGAUUCCAAAUCUUCUAUUAUACAAUAACAGAGUGACUAGUCUCCGCCUCGUGAUUCUCAAGUCUCCUGUUAUAUUAACAGAGCCACCAAGAACAAAGAAGGAGUAACAACAAACAACAAUGGAGCAGAUCAUUAACGAGAAGAAGACACUCUCAAGACAGUCUUCUUCUUUCAGACUACGAAGUCCUAGUCUAAACGCUCUCCGUCUCCACCGAGUCUUCGACCUAUUCGACAAAAACAAAGACGGAUUCAUAACAGUCGUAGAACUGAGUCAAGCCCUCUCGAGACUCGGCCUCGACGCUGACUUCUCCGAUCUGAAAACUACCGUUGAUUCUUACAUCAAACCGGACAAAACCGGACUCCGGUUCGACGACUUUGCGGCACUCCACAAAACCCUAGACGAAUCUUUAUUUGGAGGAGAAGAAAGCUGCUGCGACGGGUCUCCGGAGUCAGAUCUUGAAGAAGCUUUCAAUGUGUUUGAUGAAGAUGGAGAUGGUUUUAUCUCCGCCUUCGAAUUACAAAAGGUUUUGAAGAAGCUUGGACUACCUGAAGCUGGAGAGAUUGAACAAGUGGAGAAGAUGAUUGUCUCUGUUGAUAUCAAUCAUGACGGUCGUGUUGACUUUUUCGAAUUCAAGAACAUGAUGCAAGUCGUUCUUGUUCCUUCUUCCUGAAGCUUUUGGAUUAAAAAAAAGUUAUCGUAUGAUUCUCUCUUUAAAGUUGUUUUUGAAUGCAAAAAAAAAAAUUAAAUAGAUCUUGUGCUUUUAAUUGUUUAGUUACAUUAAGUCCUUUUAAUUGUUGUUUGAAGUAAUGUUUAUUAUUUUAUAUUGGUUAAUA
Messenger RNA from Camelina sativa (false flax), 847 nucleotides. The record is from RefSeq and is a predicted model, not a curated record. Lineage: Eukaryota; Viridiplantae; Streptophyta; Magnoliopsida; Brassicales; Brassicaceae.